Molecule: messenger RNA, 1266 nt
Organism: Brassica napus (rape)
Lineage: Eukaryota; Viridiplantae; Streptophyta; Magnoliopsida; Brassicales; Brassicaceae
Exons: 9
Coding region: 192-1106 (304 amino acids)
Molecular function (GO): microtubule binding
Source: RefSeq, a predicted model, not a curated record
GGGGAUAAUAAGGGCUCAGGAAAGAGCGGGGAUAGUAACAACAGAGAUGCAGCUGGGGGUGUUUCCGGUGAAGAGUUGCCGAGCUGGUGAGGCGAGAAGUUGCAAGUGAACUCUCUAGAGAUAAAGAACAACAUCAAAAUGAUCAAUUUCCAAUUUCUGUUCUUCAAAAAAUCAAGAAUCUCAAAAGCACAAUGGAUUCUCAAGAAGCAGCAAGAGAAAAGGUUGAUUUAGCGCAGCCGGUAAGGGAUAAAGAGAGUGAAUGGAAUCAUCGGAGAAGCUUGGCAUGGGACUCAGCCUUCUUCACUACCCCUGGAGUAUUGGAUCAUGAAGAGUUGUUUGGGAGCUUAAAACUUGGUGAGAAUGAGAUUGACGUAAAUCAGAAGGAGGACUCCAUCAAGAAGUCACUUCUUCCAUGUGUUUCUUCUGACAUCGCUACUCGUCCAAGUUUUGCAUGGGACCAUGCUUUUUUAACCGAGCCAGGUGUUCUUGACUCUGAGGAAUUGUCGCUGGUGAACAAUGGUUUCACUAGUAACACACAGCCUCGUAACUCUGCUGAUUCCAUGACUACAACAACUGAAGGAAGCAGAUUCUCUGUCUCGAGCAUUGAGCUUGAUCUGUUUAACGACCUGAGAGCCUCGAGUAAUGUGAAGGAGACGAGAGCUCAAGAGAUCCAACGCAAGUUACCAGAUGGUAACAAGAGGACUAAAUGGUAUAAACUGAAAAAUCAACGAUUGAGUCUCAUUCCUCAACCAAAAGCGUAUACUCCUUCUUCAUCGUCAUUGUCAUCUUCAGUCUCCGAAUCUUUUACUCCUCGUCAAGCUAAACCCGAGAAGAAAGUUGUUGCAAGUGAACUUGGGAAUAAGGGAUCAAAAUCUAUCAUACGAUCAUCUUAUUCUGGAUAUAAAGGGAAGGAUUUGACAUCGUCAUCCUCUGGUCUGAGGUUACCCUUGCCAAAGAUGGGUUUCUUCGACUCGGAGAAUGACGGAGACAAAGAAAACAAAGAACCAAAUGCUUCUGCAAACAGAAGAAGACACAAGUCGAAACUCGGGACGCUUUAUCCACAAGAAACCCCUAACGUUUUGGGCCAACGCAAGACUCGAAAGUGAAACGGGCAAAAACGACUAUAUUUGACUAUUGAAUCAAUGUUUCUUGUUGGAUAAGUCGGCUGCUUUUUUUCUUUGGAAAUUUUUUUAUAUCCACUGCAUAGGUAUAAGUUGUUGAUGAAUGGUAAUGGAUAUCUUAAUUUAUCUUAUGAUAUUUUCUCAA